AGAGCACACGCGCUCCUCACCCAAUUCGCAUCACCUUCUCCUUCUCCUUCUCCUUCUUCUUCUUGCGAUCUCUCUUCUGCUCUACUUCACAGAGACAUCCCGUCCACAAUUCAGACAAAUUUAGAAUUCGCGGAGCUCUUUCUCUUCCAUGGCUUCGUGGGUCAGAGGCCGCUGCAUCGGCAGAGGAUCUUUCGGUACGGUCUGCCUCGGCUUCCACAAGCGAACCGGUGAGGUUUUUGCUGUCAAGUCCGUCGACACCGCUUCGUGCCUUCCCCAUCAAAUCGAGUCCUUGGAGAACGAGAUUCGGAUCCUCCGCUCGCUCCCCCCGUCGCCUCACGUGGUCGCGUACCUCCGCGACGACGUCACCUCCAGCGACGGUCCCGCGAAGAUGACGUGCCGGAACCUGCACAUGGAGUACGUGCCCGGCGGCACCGCCGCUGACUUGGCAGCCCGCCGUGGAGGCAAGUUCUCCGACGUGGACGAGGCCGUCGUCAGGUCGCAAGCCCGGUGCGUCGUCUCUGCUCUGCAGCAACUGCACUCCCGAGGCAUUGUGCACUGCGACGUCAAGGGGACGAAUAUUCUGGUGGGUCAGGAUCCAAGAUCGGCGAAGCUCGCCGAUUUCGGCUCGGCAAUCAGAAUUGGCGAAUCAGGGGAUAGCAUCGCACCACGCGGGAGUCCCCUGUGGAUGGCGCCAGAGGUGAUCCGCGGCGAGUGCCAGGGCCCCACCAGCGACGUCUGGUCUUUGGGUUGCGCCGUCGUGGAGAUGGUCACGGGCCGGCCCCCGUGGGAGGAUCACGGCGUUGUCGACACGCUAAGUCGGAUAGGGUACUCGAGCGAGAUACCUGAGUACCCGGCCCAGCUGUCGAAGCAGGGCCGCGACUUCCUUGACAAGUGCCUGAGGAGGGACCCGGAGGCGCGGUGGAGCUGCGAUCGGCUGCUGCAGCAUCCAUUCUUGCAGAAGGACGCGAUGGCGGACUCGUCCCCGCGGGGCGUGCUCGACUGGGUCAGCUCGGAAAUCGAAGAAGACGAGGAGGAGGAUGGUGGGGACGAGGUGGGCGUGAAUUCAAAUUCCAUCUCCGACGAGGACGUGGCCGAUGCCAGGGCUAGGAUUGGUAAACUGAGCUCGAGAAGAGGGGCGAAUUGGGAAUCGGAGGGUUGGACGGUGGUGAGGAGGAAUCGAGAAUGCGAGCGUGAGGCGGAGGAAGAGGCGGGGACAAGCUCGCAAUAUCGCGAAACGUCGGGGGUAGAAUUGGGGAAUGGGAGCGGAAUUGUGGAAUAUUCAAAUUUUAGCGGCAUGCUUUUAGCGACGGAGGCCCAGUGCAAUAGCUCGUCGUCGAGUGGGGAUGGGUCGGAAGAGGAGGGCGGCGGCGGUUACUUAGCUGUAGGGGAAAAGGGAAUGGGCUUUUACAGCUCGCGUGGUGCGGUGGCGUUGUUAUUACAUUAUUAUUGCCAUUGUUUGUUGAGAAUCUUGUCGCGGAAUAUACUUUUGCUUUUCUGUUAUUUCACAUUCUCUCGCUUUUCUUCUUCGACUGAAAACUGGUGCGUUCACGAUCGAUCAGCAUGAGCCAC
Messenger RNA from Rhodamnia argentea, 1569 nucleotides. Its product is annotated as mitogen-activated protein kinase kinase kinase 18. Gene Ontology annotation, molecular function: protein kinase activity; ATP binding. The record is from RefSeq and is a predicted model, not a curated record. The coding region runs from base 149 to 1564 and encodes 471 amino acids. Gene Ontology annotation, biological process: protein phosphorylation. NCBI's taxonomy places the organism in Eukaryota, Viridiplantae, Streptophyta, Magnoliopsida, Myrtales, Myrtaceae. The transcript is spliced from 2 exons.